This is a messenger RNA of Ascochyta rabiei, 726 nucleotides long. RefSeq lists its product as uncharacterized. The record is from RefSeq and is a predicted model, not a curated record. The transcript has 2 exons. NCBI's taxonomy places the organism in Eukaryota, Fungi, Ascomycota, Dothideomycetes, Pleosporales, Didymellaceae. Bases 1 to 726 code for a protein of 241 amino acids.
AUGCAUCUCAUUCUCACUGGCGCGACCGGCCUCGUCGGUGCAGCGGUGCUCGACAGCAUGCUGGCACAGGAGACGAUUAGCCGCAUCUCCAUCCUCAGCAGACGGCCUGUGAAGAUGGCAGAAGGCCACGAGAAGGCGAAAGUCAUCAUUCACAAUGACUUCAAGACCUACGACCAAGCUCUGCUGGACGAGCUCAAGGACGCACAGGGCUGCGUAUGGGCGCUAGGCGUAUCGCAGAACGACGUAGACAAGGAAAAGUACGUCGAAAUCACACACGACUACCCGCUCGCCGCUGCGCAUGCCUUCAAUACACUGCAUCCCGACUCGCCCUUUACCUUCGUCUACGUGUCCGGAGAGGGCGCGACACAAUCACCCAGCAUGUUCACGCCCAUCUUUGGCCGUGUCAAAGGCCAGAUUGAGACAGCACUCCUAGCGUUCCGCAAGCAAAAUCCCAACUUCAGGGCUUACAGCGUGCGACCAGGUGGCGUAGACUGGACGACGCACCCAGAGAUUCAUCCGUUCAUCCCUCGCCAACCAGCAUGGAAGGGCGCAAUGAUCACACCGAUGAAUCUCGUGUACAAGAGCAUGAUGACCCCAACGAAGCCGAUGGGUGACGUCUUCACCAAGCUCGCGAUGAGUAAGGGUGAACCGUUGGAGGGAACUGGCGUAGGAAUGGAAGGUACUUUGCUCAAGAACGUUGGUAUCAGGAGCAUGUCCGGGCUCUGA